AUGCGAGGAAGGUUUGACGAAGCCGCGUCGCUCGCAACGGCUCCCAGCGCAGAACACGGGGUUCGGAAUCCUAAGGAAUCGGCUCCCGUGUUUAUCCGCGCGGCUGCGACGGCCAACGCAGCCGCCAUAGGUCUCAGCAUCGUGACCGCCGCGCCUUGCCUCCCCACCGUUUCCCCCGCCUCCGCCGCCGCUUUCAACCGCGUUGCUGACGUGGCGGCGGCGGGGCUGCCGGCGGAGGUUCUGCCGCCGAUCGCGGCGGUGAAUACGGGCGACGUGUGGCCGUCGCUGUACCACUCGGCGCAGUUCUUCUCGUCGUUCCGCUCGCUGCCCGUUCCGAUCACGUUCGACCAAGGAAGCUUCGCGGAUCGAUCGGGCUUCGCCGCGCCGCCGCUAGUGUACACAUACCCUUCCGCUGACGUCACGAGUGACGCGUCGGUGGGGACUAGUAACGAGCCGCUAACGGCUCCCGCAGUCGCUGAAUCGUCGGCAGUUCCGGCAUCCCUGCCGGCUAAUCUACCGGCUGCACUACCGACCGCACUACCGGCCGCCUUACCCGCUUCUCUCCCUGCUGGAAACUAUGUUCUGCCCGAGCCUACUGCUGCGGUUUUGCGCAUGUCCCCCUCUAGGGCUGCGGUGCCCAGUGCGCCUGUGUCGCUCAAUUACUCCGCUCCCGCCGCGUCCGCGGAUGCGGGGAAGGAGGCGGCGGGUCCCGCGGGCGCGGCUGCUGACGUGGUGUUCGGUGUCAAUGUGUCCGUGUUAAAAGCCGCCUUCGGAACUGUGUUUAAGCUCUUCGGCAUCUGCGCGUUCGUGGUGUGUCUGCAGAAGUCGGGCAUUCUCCCCAAGUCCACGCCCUCUGUGCUCAGCCAGGUCUCCUUCCGAGUGCUCAUCCCAUGCUUCCUAAUGAGCAAGGUGGCCGCCACUCUCUCUGGCGAGUCCCUGUCAGCCCUCGCAGUGCUGCCGCUCAUUGCUAUUCUCCAGGUGUUAGUAGGCACGGUGUUGGGCAAGGCUGCGUGCCUCGUGGCCUUCCACAAGCCCUCCAACUCGCUGUCGCUGCCUCUCGUGUUCCUCACGGCGCUGCUCAGCCAGGUGGACGGCGACAGGGCAGCUGGCUACCUCGCUCUCUUCAUGAUGGGCUGGCAGCCGGCGCUGUGGACGAUUGGCUACAGCAUCUUGAAGGAUGCUGGCAAGCCUGCUGGCGGUGUGAGCAGCAGCAGCAGCACCAAGCCAGCUGCGACUGUUGUUGCUGCUGGUGGUGGUGGUGGUGUUGGUUCCGUGCGUGCGUGGGCGAGCAACGCUGUGGAGUGUGUCUCUGGCGUGGCUAAGAAGGUGUUCAACCCGCCUAUGUAUGGGGUUCUCGUGGGGGUUGUUAUCGGCACCACCCCGCUCGGCCAUUUCUUCCUGCCUGCUGCUGCUGAUGCUGCUGCGGCUGCUACAGCUGCUGCUGCUGGCUCAGGCGACCUGCUGUCCUCUCUCCUCAGCCCUGCUACAGCCGGAGUGCUAAACCCUCUGUUUGGGGCAGCAGGCAUGCUUGGGGGAGCAUGCGUGCCAGUGCAAACCAUCAACCUCUCUUCCUCUCUCGCUAAUGUGCCCUUUGUCCCUUCCCUACCCGCCCAUUCUUCCGUGCAGGCAGCAGGCAUGCUAGGGGGAGCAUGCGUGCCAGUGCAAACCAUCGUCCUCUCUUCCUCUCUCGCUGACGCCCUCCCCUCCAACCUCUCUUGGCCCAAAUUCCUCCCCGCGCUCCCCAACCUCCCCACUCCUCCCAACCCCUUCGCAAACCUCCAAAAGUCCCUCUCUGCCAAAUUCCCCGCCCCUGUCUUCCCUGCUGGUUCCCCCCCUCUCGCCGAUCUCCACCACCUCCUCCAAUCCCUCCUCACCCCUUCGUCCUCCUCUUCUUCCUCUUCUCACCCCUCCUCCUCCCCGUCCUCCUACUCCUCUUCCUCCUCUGAUUCCGCCUCCUCACUUUGGCUCCUAGCCCGUUUAGUCCCCCACCAACCAUUCCUUGGGAACUCCGUUCUAGCAGCUUCCUACUCCACUGCUGCUGCAGCUGCAGCCACCGCUUCAGCUGCUUCAGCAGCUGUUGUCGCCGGUGGCGCCACUGCUGCUGUCCUGGCCGUCCCAGUGCAAGGGAGAGUGGAGAGGGGCGCGGAGGUGUUGGAGAGGGGUGAGGAUGGGUUGAAGCAGGUGCGGUCGUGUGAGGCCGAGAGCAACACCGAGGCGGUGGGAGGGGUGGCGAUGCUGGGGGAUGGGGACGUUACGGGUGCACUGGAGGUGAAUGGGCUAGAGGCGGUGGAGUUAGAAAUGGAUUUGAGCAUGGGCCAGGGUGCUGCCAUGCACCUGGAGCGACCAAACACUGAUGCUGCAGCAGCAGCAGCUGUAGGGGACGCUGAUGCUGCCGGUCCUUCCACUGCAGCAGCUGCCGUGGGAGAGGAAGUAGCAGCGCCUAUUCGCCCUGUUGCUCCUGCCAUGUCUCCUGAACUGGCAGCUGCGCUGGCUCCUGCUACUGCUGCCGCCCUCGCCCCUUCUUCCUCCGCUGUGUUUGCCCAUACAGCAGCAACACCAACCGCCACGGCACCUGAAUCCGUUGCCACUGCCCGCGCCGCAUCUGCUGUUGUCGCUGCCACUGCUGUACCUGCUGCUGUUCCUGCUGCUGCUGCUGCUGCUGCUGCUGCUGCUGCUGCUGCUGCUGCUGCGGUAGCUGCACCUGCCACCGCACCAACUUUGGCAGGGCCGCCAGCAGACCUGCUGGACAAUCGUGCGCUGGUAGUGGUGUCACUCGUGCGCCUGCUCGUCUCUCCCAUCGUUGGCAUGACCAGCAUCAUGGCUCUCUACCACGCUCACCUCAUUCCCCAGGACCCUAUCUGCGCGCUUUGCCUCAUGGUGCCCACAGCCAUGCCGUCAUCUCAGAGCCUCGUGGUUCUCACUCAGCUGAGUUCUAAGACGCGCCCUCUAGCAGGAGUGCUCGCCUCACUCAUGCUUCGACAGUACGCCCUGGCCAUGCUACCCAUCACUAUCUGGGUCACCGUUUUCCUCACCAUCCUCAACAUCCCCAUGUGA
Messenger RNA from Closterium sp. Naga37s-1, 3054 nucleotides. NCBI's taxonomy places the organism in Eukaryota, Viridiplantae, Streptophyta, Zygnematophyceae, Desmidiales, Closteriaceae. The record is from the annotation of a GenBank genome assembly.